This is a messenger RNA of Ipomoea nil (Japanese morning glory), 2490 nucleotides long. RefSeq lists its product as uncharacterized. The record is from RefSeq and is a predicted model, not a curated record. The transcript has a single exon. Lineage: Eukaryota; Viridiplantae; Streptophyta; Magnoliopsida; Solanales; Convolvulaceae. The coding region runs from base 1 to 2490 and encodes 829 amino acids.
AUGGCUGAAAACAAUAGAGUGGGUCAACUGGAUGACCCCGUACCACCAAUAGUUCCACUUCCUCAAAAUCUAGCAGCUCAACCACGUCUUCGUGACAUCCAAAGACCGAUAAUAGUUGUUAAUCCUUCUUGCAUUCAAUUAUCUGAUGCAGCUAGAAAUUAUGAACUCAAGACUUUCCAUCUGAAUAUGCUCCCUACCUUUAACGGUUUGGGAAGUGAAGAUGCUUUGGGUUUCAUGCGAGAGCUCUAUAGUACGGUACAAACUUUACCUUUAAAUAAUUUGUCUGAAGAAGAGCUUAGAAUGAAAUGUUUUCCAUAUUGCAUGAGGGGAGAUGCUAGGCAGUGGUUGUUAAAUUUACCAGAGGGUUCUUUAAGAGUUUGGGAUGAUGUUUACAAUGCUUUCAUGUUUAAAUUUUAUUCAUCUCAAAAGACAAUGGACUAUAGGAGUAGGAUAUGCACUUUCACUCAAAGAGAGGGUGAAUUAUUUCAUGAAGCAUGGGAUCGUUUUAAAUUGCUUUUGACACAAUGUCCACACCAUCAAUUCCCAUUGUUAUUGUUGACACAAUUCUUUUGUGAUGGUUUAGCUCCUAAUUGUCAGUCUCUUGUAGAUACUGCUGCAGGUGGAUACACAGGUGAUAAAAAUAGUGAUGAAUUAGAAGCUAUCUAUGAGAGCUUAGCUAGUAAUUCUCGACAAAAGGCAGUGAGAGGUCGAAGAACUACUGUGCAUGAAAUUAGCACACAAUCUGAGUUGACAACACAAGUGGCUGAAUUGACUAAACAGAUGAACUUGUUGAUGACUCGUGAUAGUUCGAAUAAAGAAUUUUGUUCUUAUUGCAAUACAUAUGGUCAUAAUUCUUCUGUUUGUAUGAAUGCAGAGUCAUCACAACCAUCUUAUGAGGAAGCUAAUUACAUGGGAUCCAAUAUGGGUAGGCAACCACCAAGAAAUGAUCCAUUUUCUAAUACAUAUAAUCCAGGUUGGCGAAAUCAUCCUAACUUCUCAUGGAGAGAUCAAGGUAAUGCAAGACCAAUGGGACCACCCGGAUUCCAGCAACAAGGACCAUCAGGAUUCCAGCAGCAGCAAUACAGACCUUUCCAGCAGCUACCUGCACCACAACAGUCUCAACUUCCUGCUCAGGAGAAAAAGCCUCAAUUGGAAGAGAUGUUCAUGCAAUACAUGGCUAGCCAGGACACGAUGAUGAAGAAAAUGGAUGCAAAAAUUGAUAAGUUUGCUCAAUCCAGCCAAGCAUCCAUUCAUAAUUUAGAGCUGCAAGUAGGUCAGUUGGCUAAAUUGGUUGCAGAAAAAGAUCGAGGUAAGUUUCCUAGUAACACUGAAAUAAACCCUAGGGAAGGAGCUAUGGCUGUCACUUUGAGAAGUGGUAAGAUAUUGAAUGAAAUUAUGACAGAAAGUGAACCCAUGAGGGUUGAAAAAAAGAGUGAUAAAGAAGAGGAACAAGUGCCUAAAGAGAAUUCUAGUGAUCAAAACCUCACUUCCUCUACAGUAAAACCUUAUGUACCCCCCAUUCCAUAUCCACAGAGGUUACAAAAGAGGAACCAGGACAAUAACUUUAAAAGAUUUUUAGAGGUUUUUAAAAAAUUGCAAAUUAAUAUUCCUUUUGCAGAAGCACUUGCUAAUAUGUCAUCUUAUGCCAAGUACAUUAAGGAAAUUGUGUCUAAUAAAAAGAAACUGGAAGAGUUUGCUACUGUGCACUUAAAUGAGGAGUGUAGUGCUAUUCUACAAAGCAAAUUACCUCCUAAGCUAAUGGAUCCAGGAAGUUUUUCUAUUCCUUGCACUAUUGGUAAUACUGUUGUUGAUAAAUGCUUAUGUGAUCUAGGUGCCAGUAUUAACCUUAUGCCUUUAACUCUUUUCAAUAAGUUGGAAAUAGCUGAUAUGAAGCCAACAACAAUCUCUCUUCAACUUGCUGAUAGAUCAGUAAAGUACCCGCUUGGAGUAGUGGAGGAUAUAUUGGUAAAAGUUGGUAAAUUUUAUUUUCCUGCUGAUUUUCUGAGUCUUGAUAUGGGUAGUGAUACAGAUACAUCUCUUAUACUUGGUAGACCAUUUUUGUUAACAGGAGGAGUAUUAAUUGAUAUGCCUUUAGGGAAAUUGAUUUUUAGAGUAGGUAAAGAAAAAGAGGAAUUCUUUAUCUCUACGGCUGUAAAAUUACCAACUUUUGAUGAAUCAUGUCUUUCUGUUGAUGUUAUUGAGAACCCUUCAGAAGAAGAAUUUGUUAAGCAUUCACCUAGUGAAACACCACAUCAACUUGAACUUAACCCACCUUCAUUGCGGUUCAAAUACGAAUUUUUGAGUAACAAUGAUACUUUUCUUAUGUUUUCUUAUGCUCAUUUACUUCAUGCAAAAGAAGAGAGAUUGUGGAGAACAUUGACUAAAGCUUGGCAUGACAAAAAUAAUUUUUGGAGAGAAUUCAAUGUAGGGCAAGAAGUUUUGUUGUCUAAUUCUUGUCUUAAGUUUUUUUCUAGAGAAGUUGAAGUCUAG